Salarias fasciatus (jewelled blenny) is the source of this 6353-nucleotide messenger RNA. It is a transcript of the gene ambra1b, whose product is annotated as autophagy/beclin-1 regulator 1b. The coding region runs from base 420 to 4394 and encodes 1324 amino acids. Lineage: Eukaryota; Metazoa; Chordata; Actinopteri; Blenniiformes; Blenniidae. The record is from RefSeq and is a predicted model, not a curated record. Gene Ontology annotation, biological process: mitophagy; autophagosome assembly. Gene Ontology annotation, molecular function: protein binding; ubiquitin-like ligase-substrate adaptor activity. The transcript is spliced from 21 exons. Gene Ontology annotation, cellular component: intracellular membrane-bounded organelle; Cul4-RING E3 ubiquitin ligase complex.
CUAGCAGCUCGCUGGUUACGCAGUAGCGGUUAGUCGUCUGGCUGGCUGCUAGUUACCGUCGGACCAAUGCCUUAGAACCCGCUCCACGUCCGCCCCGCUCUCCCCCUGAAUGCGGCGGGACGCCCCUCGUCUCUCGGACCAUCGCUUUCCGUCGGCGGGCACAUUUUAGUCGAGCUAUCGGCGCUGCGCCUCCCGGCCCCCGGCUCCCCGGUCCUCCGCUCCCCGGUCCCAGCCUGCUAGCCUGGGAUGCUACCGCCGGAGAGCCAGGCGGCUCUGGAAGUGUGGAAUGUUGGAAAAGGCUUGAUCAAGUGAUGUUACACAGAGAACAGCAGUCAGCAACAGCAGCCUAGACGGUGCAUGGCGGCGGCGGCCCUGCGGUGAGCAGCCAGACAGCGUCCGGCGGCGGCGGCGGCGGCAGCAUGGCGGCCAUGGCGCCGCGGCACCGGAACUCGGUGCGGAUCCUGUCCAGCCGGGAGCGAGGAUCCCAGACCUCCGGAUCCCAGCGGCUCCUCCAGCUGCUGGUGGAGGAGAAGGUCCGCUGGAUGAAGUGGCAGAGCCAGAAAGUGGAGCUGCCGGACAGCCCCCGCUCCACCUUCCUGCUGGCCUUCAGCCCCGACAGGACCCUCAUGGCGUCCACUCACGUCAACCACAACAUCUACAUCACGGAGGUGAAGACCGGGAAGUGCCUGCACUCGCUGGUGGGCCACCGCCGGACCCCCUGGUGUGUGACCUUUCACCCCACCAUCCCCGGCCUGGUGGCCUCGGGUUGCCUUGACGGGGAAGUCCGGAUCUGGGACCUUCAUGGUGGCAGUGAGAGCUGGUUCACCGACAGUAACGUGGCGGUGGCGUCGCUGGCGUUCCACCCGACGGCGCAGCUGCUGCUCAUCGCCACCAACAACGAGCUGCACUUCUGGGACUGGAGCCGGCCGGAGCCGUUCGCCGUGGUCAAGACGGGCAGCGACACGGAGCGCGUGCGGCUGGUGCGCUUCGACCCGCUGGGCCACAACCUGCUGACCGCCAUCGUCAACCCGUCCAACCAGCAGAGCGACGAGGACUCGGAGGUUCCCAUGGACAGUGUGGAGAUGCCUCAUUUCCGCCAGCGCUCCUUCUUGCCUUCGCAGCCGGUCCGCCGCACGCCCAUCCUCCACAACUUCCUGCACAUCCUGUCCCGCUCGCCGGGCGCCGCCGCCGAGCCGCCGCGGCCGCUGUCGGACGGCGGGGGCGGGGCGGCGGCGGAGGGCCCCGGCGUGCCGCUGGCGCCGUACGGCGGCGUAGAGCGCGCGGCGCCGUUCCCCGGCUGCACGCAGCACCUGGGCAUGGUGUGCCUGUGCGGCCGCUGCUCCGCGGCGCGCGUCUCCUCCCUCGCCGCCGACGGCCCUCCGGCGGCGGCGCCCGACGCCCCGCAGCCACCGCAGCCCGCCCCCACCUUCGGCUCCGCCCGCACGGAGCCCCGGCCGCCGUCGGAGCGGGCGUCGGCCUUCACCUCGGUGUACUACAGCGCCGGGGCGUCGCUGAACGCGGCGGCGGCGGCGGCGAGCGUCCUGGAGCCGCACCCCGCCAACAGACCCGGACCCGACUGGACCCGGAACCUGCUGGGCGUGCGGGACGGCGGCGGCGUGCUGCCGCCCCGCACCUCCUCCUCCUCCUCCAUCAGCCUGCUGUCGGUGCUCCGGCAGCAGGACGGCUCCGCCCACUCCCCCGUCUACACCUCCGCCUCGGACAGCCGCGGCUUCCCGCCGCCGCCGGGCGAGGCGGGCGCCCGGGACGCGGCGGGCACCAGCAGCGGGCACCACCCGUUCUGGGACGGCGCCCGCGGGAGCUCCGCCUCCUUCCGGAACGUGCUGCAGUGCAACCUGAGCCGCUACUUCAUGGAGUUCGACCGCAUGCAGGAGCUGGAGCCGCCGCUGGGCGGCGCCGAGCCGGGCCCGGAGCUGCUCAACAACAACCUGGACCCGGACCGGGCCGGGCCCGGGCCGUCCCCCUCCCCCGCCAUCAUCCACUACCAGCCCCCCCUCCCGCCGCCGCCGUCCGCCCACAGCCUGGAGAACAACGUGCCGCCGGCGCCGCCGGCCGGCCGCGGCCACCUGAACCGCUGCCGCGCCUGCCACAACCUGCUCACCUUCAACCACGACUCGCAGCGCUGGGAGCGCACCAGCCAGGCCUCGUCCACCUCGGCCGGCCCCCCCCUGGAGCCGCCGCCCCCGCCCCCCGCCCCGUCCUCGUCCUCCUGGCUCGCCGAGGACCGGAGGACCCUGGAGGCGGAGAGACGGGCGGGCCCGGAGCCCGGCGAGCGGCCGCCCCCUCCCGGGGGGGGCGCGGUGGCGUUCCCCAUCGCCCCGCCCCCCGGCGGGCCGGGCGAGCAGACGGUGGGGCUGGUGUACAACCAGGACACGGCGCAGUGGGAGCGGGUGUACCGCCAGGCCGCCGCCGCCGCCGCCGCCGGGCGCGCCGGCGAGCCACCGGAGGCCUUAAGCCAAGAAAUGCCUGUAGACCCCCCCGACGAGGACUCGCUGAGGAGGAGACUUUUAGAGUCGUCUCUGUUGUCGUUGUCUCGCUACGACGUGUCGGGAUCCAGAGACCACCCCAUCUACCCCGACCCUGCCCGCCUGUCUCCAGCGGCCUACUACGCCCAGAGGAUGAUCCAGUACCUGUCCCGGCGGGACAGCAUCCGCCAGCGCUCCCUGCGGUACCAGCAGAACCGGCUGCGGGUCAUGUCCUCGUCCUCCGACGGCCCGGCCGGCGCCGCCCCCGGCUCCGUGGACGGAGGCGACGUGGACUUCGAGGAGCUGGAUGACGGCGGAGAACGGGCGAGACACAGGACGACCCGCAACGCCAGGAUGUCGGCGCCGUCUCUGGGCCGCUUCGUGCCUCGACGCUUCCUGCUGCCUGAGUACCUGCCCUACGCCGGAAUCUUCCACGAGAGAGGACAGCCCGGCCUCGCCACACACUCCUCCGUCAACAGAGUGCUGGCUGGAGCGUCCAUCGGAGACGGCCAGUCGGCUGUAGCCAGUAACAUCGCCAACACCACCUACCGGCUGCAGUGGUGGGACUUCACCAAGUUCGACCUGCCAGAGAUCAGCAACGCCUCGGUGAACGUCCUGGUGCCAAACUGUAAGAUCUACAACGACGCCAGCUGCGACAUCUCCGCGGACGGUCAGCUGCUGGCCGUCUUCAUUCCCAGCAGCCAGCGGGGUUUCCCCGACGAGGGCAUCCUGGCCAUCUACUCGCUGGCGGCGCACAACCUGGGCGAGAUGCUGUACACCAAGAGAUUCGGUCCCAACGCCAUCUCCGUCAGCCUGUCCCCGCUGGGCUGCUACGUCAUGGUGGGCCUGGCGUCGCGCCGCAUCCUGCUGCACCCCACCACCGACCACAUGGUGGCGCAAGUCUUCCGCCUGCAGCAGCCGCACGGGGGGGAGACCUCCAUCAGGAUGGUGUUCAACGUGGUGUACCCCAUGGCGCCCGACCAGCGGCGCCACGUCAGCAUCAACUCCGCCCGCUGGCUGCCCGACCCCGGCAUGGGCCUGGCCUACGGGACCAACAAGGGGGACCUGGUCAUCUGCAGGCCUGUGUUCUACCGCAGUGACGGGGACAGUCCCGGCGACUCCACCGCUGAGCCCCUGUUCUCCGGCGGGCCCGGCGGCAGCAGCCGGACUCGCGGUUCGGACCGCCCGGGGCCCAGCCGGUCCGGGUGGAGGCUGGACAGAGACAUGGGGCUGAUGAACGCCAUUGGUCUGCAGCCCAGAAACCCCGCCCCCUCCGUGACGUCACAGGGGACGCAGACGCCCGUCGUCCAGCUGCAGAACGCCGAGACGCAGACGGAGCGCGAGCUGCCGGAGGCGGGCGCAUCCCGGCUGCCGCCGCCGCCCGACCCUCCUGAGGCUCCGCCCACCAGCGAGGCGUUGCCGAGCAGCAGUGGCGCUCUGGACGGAGGAACGUCGACUGAGAGCAUCGCCUCAGCAGCAGGGGCAGGCGAGGGUUCGGACCCGGGCUCCGGGGAGGACGCGCUGGCGCGGAUCCGGCGGCUGAUCGCGGAGGGCGGCAUGACGGCGGUGGUGCAGCGCGAGCAGAGCACCACCAUGGCGUCCAUGGGCGGCUUCGGCAACAACAUCAUCGUGAGCCACCGCAUCCACCGCGGCUCGCAGACCCGGGCCGCCGCCGCCGCCGCCGAGGCCCCGCCCCCGGCCUUCCCCCGCCCCCCGCCCCCGGCCGGCGCCGGCUGGGACCCCCGGGGUCUGCCGGGGCCGCCCCCGCCCGGCCUCCCUCUGGAGAUGGACGACGUGUUCGAGGCGGGGCGGCCGGACGCCGAGCCGCCGCCAGGCCCCGCCCCCUCCUCCAACACCCUGCCUGCUGGGGGCAGGGAUAAUGGUUACCACGGUGACCCCUACAGCAGGUAGUGGUCCUGCAGGCGGAGCGAUCCCGAGCGCUACAAAGCCUUACCCCACACACACACACACACACACACACACACACACACACACACACACACACACAGGUGCUGCUGCUUGGCCCCACACUGGGUCUCCCACCUGGAGCUGAAGAUAAGCCCCGCCCCUUUCUCCAGUGGAACCCUCAUUCCUCGUCAGUAAGGGCUGGGGCGGAGGGGGCGGAGCCUCGCCGUGGGUCAUGUGACCAUGAACUGCGUACUGAAAGUGUUUCUACUCUUAUUUUGAAAGCCAUCGGUUGUUUUUUUUAACCUGGAGGUCGUCUGGCGGCGCCGUGACCGAAGGAGCAGGCGAGACUGAACCCGCCGCCGCGCUGCCGUGUGAUUGGUGCUGAGUGAGGCUGAGGUGGCCGUGUGCUUGUGCUGAAGCGUCCAAUCACUGAGCCCCGAGCCCGCCUUGUCUUUGUGUUUUAGUGAGCGACCUUGGUUUUUUUUUCACGGCGGCGCCUUGAGUUGACUUAUUUCGACGGCGUGUCGACCUGCAGCGAGCCGGAGCGCCCGGCGGGGAGGGGCGGGGCCAGGCGGGGGCGGGGCCCGGCGAGCUGGAGCUCAGGGACUCGACCUGUUAUCACAAAGCAGUGAAACACUGAGUGGCAGGGGUUCAUGUCCCUGCAGAGCAUCAUGGGUAGUUUCUUCCUCUUCAGUCGAUUCGGUUUCACAGGUCAGGAUCAAUGUUCCUCUAAAGGUUGAAAAUGAAAAGCAGUGUGUGAGACUGCACACACACACACACACACACCCUUGCUUUUUAAUGUUUAUUUAAAACCUGUAGAGCAUCAUGGGAACCGAAUGGUUGGGCCGGCGGCGGCGCCGCCCUGCAGGUCGACGGCGGUGGUUUAGCUGUACUUGUGAGGACAGCAAGAGAAACGCUGGUGUGUGUGUACAAGCGGAGUGAACGACCAAAAGGAAACGUCGUGGAGACCGUGUGUGUGUGUGUGUGUGUGUGUGUGUGUGUGUGUGUGUGUGUGUGUGUGUGGCUGCUGAUGUGAGUUUGAAAGGAAGGAGGAGGAGCCUGACAGUCAGAGGCUCCGCCCACAGGGUCCUGAAGCUGGUGUGGGAUCAGUGCUAACGCUAGCUGUGAGGCUAGCCCUCCUGUUAGCUGGCCCCGCCCCCUUCAUCUGGCCCCUCCUCCACCCACCUCCCAUUGCCUGGCCCCACCCCCUUUCAGCUGGCCCCGCCCCCAGCAGCUGACAGGAAGUUGAACUCAGGACUGGCGUUGAGGCUGUGACACUGAACUCUGUACUACUGCACACCUUCUCUCAGUCAGUCACACAGGAGCCACGUUCCUCGCCUCACAUCUGGAGAACAUCUGGAGAACGUCUGGAGAACAUCUGGAGAACGUCUGGAGAACGUCUGGAGAACAUCUGGAGAACAUCUGGAGAACGUCUGGAGAACAUCUGGAGAACGUCUGGAGAACGUCUGGAGAACGUCUGGAGAACGUCUGUACAGCUCGGUGGAACAGUGGAGGUUCUGCAGAUGUUCUCUACAAUUUACCAGGAAGCAAAGUUUCAUCUGGAGAGUAGCAGCUACACCUCCUCCUGAGUGAGUGAGUGUGUGUGUGUGUGUGUGAGUGAGUGUGUGUGUGUGUGUUACCGUGACGACCUGAACGCUCCUCCUGGAUCUACUUGAUGAACAUGAUGCAGCUGUUAGUGUCUGUGAAGGAACCCGAGGAACCACCAGGAGCUCCUGCUGCUCCUGCCGCUGUUACUCCCCCCCCCCCCCCCCCCCCCGCUCUUCCAGAGGCCUGCUUCUCCUCCUCAUCCUCUUCUUCUUUCUCCUCCUCCUCCUCUUCCUCCCCCUCCCCCUCCUCCUGCUCUUCCUCUUCCUCCUCUUCCUCCUCCUCCUCCGUCAGACUGGACUUUGUACAGUUCUGCUGUUUUGACUUUUCGAUGUCAUUAAAAAGCUUUCAGAGGUU